AUGUUUCUGAUAUUACAAGAAGCCAGACGACUGUUGAUCAUCAAGGCUUGUUUGGCUCAGCCAGUCGCCGAGUUCAUGCCGAGAAGCGAAAACCGUGGCAAAUCAACUCUUUCAAACCACACAGAAUUAGUCUACCUCGCACCGAGAAAUUCAGACGGUUUAAAGGGUGGUCAAGCUGAUAGAAAGAUUGGACAACGUGUCUCUUGUGGAAAGUUGCAUUCACGGUACACCUGCCCGCAACGGAAUUCCAUAUGUCAUCAUUGUGGGAAAGUUGGACAUAUUCGUAGUGUUUGUCGCCAGUUCAGACGUUGUAAUGUUGUGAAACAAGUUGAUGAUUCCACAGAGAACUUGCCCGGCGAUUUUCAUUCGCUGACAUUGGCUGUGAAUACUAGUGGCCAUUUAUACAACACUUCACGUUUCGGAAAUGGUAUGUCACAUCGUUUCAUAGUUGACACCGGUAGCGUAGAGUCUCUUAUUUCUAAAAUGAGUCUCGAUCAUCUGCACCGUGACGUUCAGUUUGAUUCUACACUCAUCACUAUUAAAGGUAUUACUGGUCACACCAUUCCGAUGAUAGGAUGUUGUACAUUACCAGUGAUAGAUAAGCAUUUGAAACUUAUGGAGUGUAAAUUUGUUGUCAUUCGUCAAGGCUCGUCCAUACUCGGUCUUAAAGUUAUGCAGGCACUUAAAAUAAGUGUCAAUUUUCUGUCACAAACUGAUACUGACACCCAAAUUCGUGAUUUAUUACACGAUUGUUCGGUUACCUCUGGUGGAUUGAGAAUUCCGCCUGUUAAGUUGGAAGUGGCCGGUGAUCCAGUUUUCUGUAAACGACGUGUACUUUCUUUUGGACUUAGAGAACCUGUUCGAAAGGUACUUACGUCUCUUUGUGAAUCAGGAAUUCUCGUCCCAGUACAGAGUUCACGAUGA
This is a messenger RNA of Dicrocoelium dendriticum, 924 nucleotides long. NCBI's taxonomy places the organism in Eukaryota, Metazoa, Platyhelminthes, Trematoda, Plagiorchiida, Dicrocoeliidae. The record is from the annotation of a GenBank genome assembly.